AUGUCAGAGGGUCGGUCGAGUUUGCCUCCAACGAGAGCCAACUCUAGGCAAAAUCGAUCGAAUUCUUUUCCUGAAAAUGACAAUCUACAACCACCGACAAAAACGAAUCGAGGACGGCGGAGCUUUGAUACUAAAGCUUCAAAACCGGAGCAAGACUCAUUAGAGGACGGCAAGAUUCUGGUUCUGAAAGUUAUUGGCAAGGUGAACUUGCGCAUCGAGAGAAAGGAAUACCAAGAACUUACAAGAAUACUUAAUCAAAUUCCCGGAGAUGUUCUGGUGCUCAUUUUGGAUAACUUGUCCAUGGAGAGCCUUUACGCUGAUAUUCCAAGCAGCUUAGCUUCGUUGGCAGCGCUUUAUUCAAAGAUUUUUUACGAUCGUCAGGGAAAACUUCCAGAUCACGGAUUUUCCAGCGAUGAUUUUGUCCAACGGCUUGUUCGGUAUUUCGUGGAUGUUCUCAAGUAUAACAAUCAGACGUUCGCGAGCGCACGUUCACGAGAGCAUAUUAAAACGAUCUUCAAAGUUUGCGCGCAGAUCGAUAAUUCCCUUCAUGAAAGAAUUGUUCAGAGAGUGGAGCAGCUUUCGAAAGCCUUGAAAGGAUUUUCCGAGCAUUCUUUGCUCGAGACAAUAACACGAUCAUCGGCAACUCGUUACAUGGGAAUGCCCGAGGCUUUGAAGUCUGAAUUAGAGCGGGCUAUAAACCAUUACAAAUCCUCCCUCCAAAGAUUGGCCGAUGUCUUAUUAAGCAUGCCUAAUAAUCAUGGUGAGCUAGAUUUAUCUUCUUCUGCACACAACAAGGUAGAUAUCGAUGAAAAGACGAUUCAGUACAUGAGAAAACUGUCGAGGAAAACUAUCGAGGACAGACUGUCUUUUAAUCAAUCGCUACUGUCUGCAGUACAGGAUAGUUCAAGGGACAAACUAGUGAUAAAUGAGUUAAUCGAAAGCUUAGGAACACGCAUUGACCACGAUAAAGAGGUAAGAGCGCUAUUCUCUACAAUAAAAAUUAAAACACAAAACAAAACAACAACAACAACAAACAUGUAAUAAGUACAGUUAAGUGCUAUAAGAUGGAAUUUUCUAAUUAGUAGUUUUCGUACGUUGACGAUUUUUUUGCGUGAGUAAUUAAGGUUGGUCGGCUCGUGCUCAUAUAACUAUGAAUACAAAUAAUGUUUCAUACAAACGCUGCUCUCAUUGAACAACCAAACAAAUGUGUUUACAAACUUUGGGUAACUUAAGCGUAACGUUUGUUUGCAUCCUUUCUAACAAUAUGAUGAUGUGUUCAAGGACUAGUUUCCUUCCAGUUCCAGUUACAUGUAAAUAAACAUUAUCAAAAAGGAAUAUCAUGAUUUUGAUAAAGAACCGUUGAUUUGUUUGGUGACGGAUAGCAAAAAGACUGCGAGCAGUCUCUUUUUUGUUCCAGACUGCUCUUGUUCGAAAAUCUGUGAGAGAGUGGGAUAUUCGAGUAUUCGAGCAGCAAAGCCGCAAGCAGGGCCAGUGUUGUGCUGGCGUCAGGACGCUCGUACAGGCGCCCGCACAACACACUGCUCGCGGUACUCAGAUAUUCCACUCCCCCACAGAUUUUUGAGCAAGAGAGAGACUGGGGAGAGGGGGAGAAAAGCGCGAUAGGGAAAAGGGAAAAUCCUCUUUCCCUUAUCCCUCCUUUCCUCCCCCCCCCAUCCCUUUCGACGCCUGCUACGUAAGCUAUGCAGUUGAUAACCUGUUGUAAACAUGUGACCCGGGCGAGUAGGGGAGGAAACUUCCCUUUUCUCGUCAUUUAUCCCCUUCGACUUAUAACCAUACAAACCUUGUACUAGAGUUUGUGUUAGGAAUUACCUGUUUACUUUGUUAAGCAGAGAAGGCAUUUAACUUUUACUGUUGAAUAACCCUCAGGACACAUUACUAACUAUGGGACAACUGAUUUGUGGUCUGGUUGUAGCAGUUAUAAAUUGAGACAGGUAAAUCAAGUCAUGAGUCGAAUCAUGUCAUCAGGGAGGUCAUAUCUCAUGCAGUUAGAUCGCAAAACAGUCCGUAUUUUUGCGUAUUCAAGUAUACGCGAACAGUCAAACAAGGGGUCUGGAGCGAGGCUGAAUUCUGAUAACGAGACUGGGGAGAGACGCUAAAAAUACAUUUUCUUUCUCUCGCCCGUGAGGCUAACGCGCUUCGUGCGUGUGAGGCUCUUACUUUACUAUUACGCUACGCUAAACCGAUUUUUUGUUUUGCAGAUUAUCAUGCUGUGCUUACUUUUGUCAACCUCAAUGUAGAAUUCGUUAUGUUUCAGGUCCUUCAACUUUUGAGCACACUAAGAAAAGAAUUUAACGUGUCACUUGACGAACAAGUAUUACCGCUACUCGAGAGGUUUCAUCACGGUUACCGCCUAGUAUUACAACUGUUAGAGGAGUCGCUAAAGGGUGUGGCUGCACUGAAGGUACCCACCAUCACUCGCACCAUGGCUAGUGAUUCGAAUUCUGGUGACGUCAGCGAAGAUGGAUCAGAUGUGUUCGAUACUGUUACCCAAUUGGACGACGAAACAGGUAAGGUGUUACCUUAGCGGCUCAAUUAAGGUUGCCUGGCUUGUUUACCAGGCUUUCAUAAUGAUCAGGUAUUUCAUUCAAGUAUCCGACAAGUCACCCGUAACUAGUUAGUCGCGCACAGUAGUGAGGCUAAAGGAGUAGGGAAGGCCUUUAGCCUGCGUGCAAGCUCUCCAGGGUGCUCUGGCGGCGGGGCGGGAAAAGGAAGGAGAGCCUGCAACUACGAUUCUGGGAUUUGAAAUGCUCAUUGGCGGAGAUGGCAUGAGUAAUGAUGUCUUUACCCUUGGCGCGUGCUUUCACGUGUUUUUCUAUGUUUGUUUACAUUCGCGCUCGUUUCCGCUUCGCGCUGAUUGGCGAAAAUCUGACAGCUUAGUCGACGGGGAGCCACGGGGGAAUUGGAGGCGGAAUUCAAAUUCCAAAGAGAGACGUUGUUACAAGCUGUCCUUUUUAUUCCCGCCCCGCCUCCAGAGCACCCCGGAGAGUUUGCUCGUAGGCUAGGAAGCCCUUUAGAUACAGUAACAACCAGCAAAUAAAAAGCUACGACUCAAGAAGUACGGUACUUCUACGUUGAACUUUGGUCAAACUGUAAAUACGGAUCACAUAAGUUUGUUUUCGGUGUUAAUAAUAAUAACAGUAAUGAUAAUAAUAAUGAUAAUAAUGAUGAUGAUCAAGAUCAUGAUCAUAUUUAUAUCAAUAGUAAACCAUAUCUAAAGAGGGAAACAACAGCCAGUUGACUUUGAUAAACUUAUAGCCCUCUACGAUACAUAAGACCCACUCUUCUUUCUACUAAAGAACCAUUUCGGCGUCUUGCAGAAAACCAUUUUUUUUACUUUACUUUAACAGCCUCGUCCCUUUGGCCUUACGGUUUAAGCGGCUCUUCGACGUAAUUCAAAGUUAAAAAUUAAUAAUUAAACACACCUAGAUCGGUCAAUGUAUAAAAAAUUCAAUAUUGUCGAUUUUCUUCAAUUUCUUUACAGAAUUUUCCGCGCUUAGCUCAAGUGAGACUGAAGAGGGGAAAAGGGUUAAGCCAACACAACGUAAACAGUCGAGUCCAAACGUUAAUGGGACAGAAAGAAACCAACAGCAAAGAGAUGUAACGGCCGACCUUCAAUUACAACUCCAGAAUAAACAAAAGGAGCUUGAAGCAGCACAGGAAAUGGUUCAACUCCUAAGAAAAAGAGAGAAAAAUUUGACUGACAGGUAAAAAAAGGAGCCUGUAAAUUCAUGGGAUAUUACAGUCAUGGAGGAAAGUCUGUAAGAAUAUCUUCUUCUGUUCUAUUUAAGGCUACAGGAUCAGGCGCAGAGACAGUUGAAAAAAGGCGGGAAAUUUGAGGAUUUAUCGGCAGGCGAGUGUCGGCCGUCCGCUCUGGUAGAACGCUAUGACAACCUCUACACCCAGACGAGGCUAGACGCCAUGGACGAGCUUGAUGAGUUGGAAUCUCUGGAUAAAGUAGACGAUAGUGGAGACAUCAAAAACAAAAUAUUGUUCUCAGUUUUGGUGGUAAGUACCAUAAUCUUCAUUUGCAUUUGCAGUUGUGAUUCGUUCAAAAAAGUUGUUAUAAUCUACUUAAAAUUAGAAAAAAGGCCAAUGAGAACCCCUAGAGAAUCUGCUUGAGGAAAUUUUUCAGGGAAAAAGCAACUUUUUGUGAGGACGAGCGAUUGGUAGGGCAAAUGAUUAUUGGUCGGCCAAGAGACAUUUGAGACUUAAAAAAAGAGUCGCUACAGUGACCAUGUGAUCUCUACUGCGGCGGUCGUGGAUGCGGAAUCCUGGGGAAAGUACGUCCCGUAGCCCACCUUAAUAGCCCACCUAGCAGCUUAGUGGCAAGGAGCAGCAAGGGUUUUCAUGUGAUUUUGGAGCUCGUUCCAUGUUUCGCGGGGCCAAAACCGAAAAUACCGUUUCUCGUCGUCCGCGGUCUUUCUUUGCUCCGUAACCACACGAAAAGGCUUGAUACGCAGGCUAUAGCCCACCAAGUUUCAACUUUAAGCAAGAGGAGUCGAAACAGUGAGUGCGGCGUUUUUCGCUCACUUGCUUUCGCUGUUAAUAAGUCGUAAUGACCUCAUUUAGAGAAGAAAGAGAUGUUAUUUUUCUCUCUUGCGAUCAAGGAUUAACAGUGACGAGGAGUGUUUGUUGCUGUAUGCUGGAUUCCUGUAAGCCUCAAAACCUGGAUUUUCCUUACGACUUGUACACAGCAUUUGACCUCGUUUGAGGAUAAGAAAUUUUAACCUGAGAAAACGCAGGCAAGACGUAAUUCCUGGAAAACCAGAAGCGUCAAAUACUUUCUUGAUAAAGUGAAAAACAAUCUAUGAUAGGUCUUAAAACCAGUGAUUGUAAAAAGAAAUAGGAGAAAAGUCGGCUCAGUUCAGAAUCACGUAGCAGCGACUACGCCACAAGACAGGUCUUCACGUUAUAGGAUUUGGCGCUACGGCGAAAGGUUAUUUCCAUGCAUGCGCACUGCGUCAUUUUUGGUCUUUUUUCCUUUCGGCCGCCAUAGUAGAGGUCGCCUUGGCCCUCCCGUCAUGCACAGAACUAUUCCUCAAUCUCCAUGGGUAAGAGCGUGUAUCCCAUCAUACUAUGUGGGGUCUCUACAGAAACAACGCCUUUAACUCGAACCAAUGAUGUUAAAAGUGUUUGUGUGCAUUCCGGUAGGUGGCAUACCGAACGGUACAACACGCAUUGACAGAAAAGCAAACUAAGCUCAAGAAAAUCCUAGAUAUCCCGGAUGACGACAAGAUAGCAGCGCACGCGCAGGAAAUGCAAGACCGCAUUGCUGACUACUUAAGGAUAACGGGCGCACGAUUGAAAAUUGACAGUAUCAAACAGGUGAGUUGAGAACUUAAGUGAAUAUUUUGAUGAAUGCCGAAAAAGUGGAUGAUUAUUUUGGUUAAUUUGUUGAGGGUGAACGCAAAUAAUUAAUCCUUUCCAAAUAGCUGUGAAAGCAUCCUUAAGGAAGCAAUUGAUUAUUCAAGCUCGAUUUUAAAGUGUAGAUUGUUUUGUGGUAUUUAAAACAAUGCCGAAGGAGACAACCCCAAGCAACAAUGACGGAAAUCUUGAAGAUAUAAACUCAAUCUAUACAAUUUUGUCUGACUUAGAAAAGUUGUAUUUCUAUGUGGAUGUAAUAAAAAGUUUCGCCAGCGGGACACGCGGGUUCAAUCAGCUGUUUUCUUUCCGAGAGACCACGUGACAUUGCUUUAACCCCAUCAUUUCGUACAUGCGUAAAACGGUGGCGAAUAACUUCAUAAGGAGGUUUUUAACAUUUCUUUUCUUUUUGGCUUUAAAGGAUGUAAGCAAACAGUUAUGGAGCACCUUGUACGAUUUUCCAGAAUUACAAAACUGUGUGAAGUUAAAAGAAUACAUGGAUGAAUGUGUUCGCUUGUCAUGGAUGCUGGCAGUCCAAAUUCCACCAAUGUGCAUUGAAUACGAAGCCACAGAGUUCACAGAGAAACUUCAUGGACGGUUCAUGACGUCUGACAUGACGUCUAUGGGAAUAAAGUAUCACGUGUGGCCGGCUUUGAUCGACUCGAAAGCCGGUGUUGUGCUUUAUAGGGGAACUGUAGUGACAUGA
Molecule: messenger RNA, 6088 nt
Organism: Porites lobata
Lineage: Eukaryota; Metazoa; Cnidaria; Anthozoa; Scleractinia; Poritidae
Source: the annotation of a GenBank genome assembly